Molecule: messenger RNA, 795 nt
Organism: Podospora pseudocomata
Lineage: Eukaryota; Fungi; Ascomycota; Sordariomycetes; Sordariales; Podosporaceae
Exons: 1
Coding region: 1-795 (264 amino acids)
Molecular function (GO): nucleotidyltransferase activity
Source: RefSeq, a predicted model, not a curated record
AUGCACGACCAUCACAAAGCAUCCAUCGCCAAGAUAACCGCCUACUUCGAGGCGGACCCUACAGUGAUGGGGUUGAUCCUCACGGGUUCAAUAGCCCACGGUUUCGACCGUGCUGACUCUGACGUCGACGUCUUAAUUGUCGUUUCAGAUGAUGAUUUUGCCCGGCGUCUGGAGACAGGGAACCUCACCAUGGUCAGUCCCGAUUUGUGUACAUACGAGGGCGGCUUCGUGGACGCCAAAUACACAUGCUUGUCCCUGAUCAACCAAACCGCCGAAAAAGGAAGCGAGCCUGCGCGAUGGGCAUAUGACGGCGCCCAGGUCCUCUUCAGUCGCUUCGAUCCUCCCAAUAUUCUACAGAACGCUAUCAAGAACAUUGCAUCGUACCAGACAGAGGGGAAAGAGAAUCGCAUAAUGAGAUUCAGGGUCCAGCUGCAGAUUUGGAGAUGGUACUGUUCUGAAGGCAGGAAGAAGAACAACCCGUACUUGUUGAACCUAGCGGCCUCGAAGCUAGUGUUGUUUGGUGGUCGGCUCAUCUUAGCACACAAUGAGAUGCUUUACCCGUUUCACAAGUGGUUUCUCAGGUUGUUGGGAGAUGCGCCAGAGAAACCCGAGGGCUUUAUGGAUCUGGUGGAUAGGGUGAUCAGGGACCCGACAGAAGCAAACACUGAGCAUUUCUUUGAGGUGGUUGCGAACUGGAAGGAAUGGGCUACUAGUCCUAACAGGCCAGGAGCGCUUUACAUGGUUGACAGUGAGCUGAAUUGGCUAUAUCUGCAGACGCCUGUGGAUGACCUUUAG